UAGUUAUUGUGAAGCAAAUAAUAUGUCCAAAAAUUGUGGUCCUUCUUUAAUUUAUAUUAGGUGAGAUUAGUACCUCAAAACUCAUUUUAAAUAUUUUCCAGCAAAAAGAUAUAUACGCCAUCAAUAUAUUCCCGGCCAAAACUGAAACGCGUCUCCUGUCCUACUCCUUUGUUCUAGAGAGAAAGUGAGAAUGGUGACAUUGGUGAGAAGCCUAUCGUGGGUAGGCGUGCAACAGAGUCGAAUGAUCAAUUCAAGAAAUUGGGUCAUCAAUCAAACUCAGCAGCCCUGUAGGAACACUCUCAAACGCCUUCUCCCCCUACGUGUUCGAGCUUCUUCAACUGUCUUCCUCCAAACCGAUUCCACUGAUCCUACUCCUACUGCUGUCCAAAAUGAUGAAGACAUUAAUAAUAAAAAAAGGAGCAACAUUUUAGCUUGUCCGAUAUGCUACGAACCAUUGGCGUUGACCGGCGGCGAACUGGGCUUAUCUGUGGAAUCAGUCUCUGGGUCUAGUUUACAAUGUGGCACUUGUAAGAAGACUUACUUUGGCAAUGAGACUCAUCUUGAGCUCACGGCUGCAAGUGGGACUAAGAACUAUGGUGAACCCAUGCCCGCUUCCACAGAGAUUUUCAGGACACCUUUGGUAUCAUUUCUUUAUGAAAGGGGUUGGCGUCAAAGCUUUUCCGUAUUAGGUGGUUUCCCUGGCCCUGAAAAAGAGUUUGAUCUGGUUCAAAAAUUCAUAAAGCCAGUCCUGGGUGGAAAUAUUAUAGAUGCGAGUUGUGGGAGCGGGCUAUUCUCGAGACUAUUUGCUAAGAGUAAUCUUUUUUCUCUUGUUGUUGCACUCGACUACUCGGAGAACAUGUUGAAGCAGUGCUAUGAAUUCAUUCAGCAGGAGGAAAACUUUCCCAAAGAGAACAUAGUUUUGGUUAGGGCAGAUAUCUCUAGGCUCCCUUUCGCAUCAAGUUCUAUAGAUGCCGUUCAUGCUGGUGCAGCUCUACACUGUUGGCCUUCACCAUUAUCAGCUGUUGCUGAAAUUAGUCGAGUUUUACGACCUGGUGGAGUGUUUGUUGCAUCAACCUACAUACUUGAUGGGCCUUUUAGUUUUUUCCCAUUCUUGAGGAAUAUACGCCAGAAUACAAGGCAAAUAUCAGGAAGUUACAUUUUCCUAUCCCAACGCGAACUAGAAGAUCUUUGUAGAGCUUCUGGGCUAGUUGGUUUCACAUGUGUAAGGAAUGGCCUUUUUGUGAUGAUCUCAGCCAAAAAACCCAACUGAGCAUAUGUUGCCGUUUCAUCUGUCUGCUUCAAAGCCGCAUUUUUAGAAAAUACUGUUUUAUGGAAUGUAUAUGCUAUAUAAUAGCUAAACUAUGUCCAAAAUCUGUACAUAAGAAAGUUGAAUAUUGAAUAUGAUGCAAUCAUAUAAAUCUGUACUAUCUUAAACACGAGUUGCUAUGUUUUACGAAUAUGCAAUGGAAAAAAGAAAAAAAAGGAUAAUGCAUUGGCAUGUUCACUAAA
Cannabis sativa is the source of this 1509-nucleotide messenger RNA. RefSeq lists its product as uncharacterized. Lineage: Eukaryota; Viridiplantae; Streptophyta; Magnoliopsida; Rosales; Cannabaceae. The transcript is spliced from 8 exons. The record is from RefSeq and is a predicted model, not a curated record. Gene Ontology annotation, molecular function: S-adenosylmethionine-dependent methyltransferase activity. Bases 191 to 1270 code for a protein of 359 amino acids.